This is a messenger RNA of Chiroxiphia lanceolata (lance-tailed manakin), 2395 nucleotides long. RefSeq names its product U-box domain containing 5 (gene UBOX5). The record is from RefSeq and is a predicted model, not a curated record. Gene Ontology annotation, molecular function: ubiquitin-ubiquitin ligase activity; ubiquitin protein ligase binding. The transcript is spliced from 5 exons. Gene Ontology annotation, biological process: protein polyubiquitination. Lineage: Eukaryota; Metazoa; Chordata; Aves; Passeriformes; Pipridae. Bases 131 to 1738 code for a protein of 535 amino acids. Gene Ontology annotation, cellular component: nucleus.
GCGGCGGGAGGAGGAGGCGGCGCAGGGGAAGGAGGAGGCGGCGGAGCGGCCCCGGUGAGUCCCGGCCGGGCCUGCGCUGCCCUCGCUCUGAAUCUGAUGCUCAGAAAGUGACCCCUCUCCAGCUGCCAAGAUGGUCAUAAACGUCUGUCUCCCACAGUUCAAGCCAAGAAUUCACUGCAACAAGAUCUCUGCUGAUGGCUACGAAGUGGAGAACCUGAUCUCCGAGGACCUGGCCAGGAGGAACCGCGGCUUCCGCAGCGAGUACUUCAUCAAACCCCCGGUCCACGUCACCAUCUCCUUUCCCUUCAACAUCGAGAUCUGCAGGAUUAACAUCGACAUCUCCUCUGGGGGGUACCAAACCUUCUCCGGGCUCGAAGUUUACACCUCUACCUCAAGCCACAAAACCUCUUGGCAGAGCCCCGAGGGGCCCUUCUCAGGUCUGGCCGGGCAGCCUGUGUCGGACAAAGACACUUUCACACUGGUGGGCAAAGCUGUCCUAAAGAAUCAAAGCAAAGUGACUUUCGGCCACAGAGGCUUCAAGCCGAGGCCUCCCUUCCAUCAGAUGGAAAAUGUCUUCUCCUACCCCGGCUCCGUGUCCCAGGACCUCUGGAACAAAGGCCCCGCCUCGCUCAGCAACGUGUCGCACCUGAAAAUCUGCAUCACGCACGUGGCGGGAGGGGGGUUGCCGAGCAUCAAGAGGCUGGAGGUGUGGGCACAGCCUGCCAAGUCCUGCCCACAGGAGGUGAUCGAGGGCGUCUUCCAGGUGGCCUCCCAGUUCCUGGCCCAGGACACCGGCGGCCUCAAGCCGGAGCUGUGGACGCCGAUGGAGAGCGACUGCGUCCCCUUCAGCGCCAGCGACAGCGAGCAGCACACCCUCCGCAAGCUGGUGGACGUCGUCCAGGACAUCCCCGAGGAAUUCCUGGACCCCAUCACCCUGGAGAUCAUGACUUUGCCCAUGCUCCUGCCCUCCGGGAAGGUGAUCGACCAGACCACCUUGGAAAAGUGCAACCGGAGCGAGGCGUCCUGGGGGAGGGUCCCCAGCGACCCCUUCACCGGGGUGGCCUUCAGCCAGCACUCGCAGCCCCUACCUCACCCCACCCUCAAGGCCAGGAUAGACCACUUCCUGCUGCAGCACAGCAUCCCUGGCACCAACCUGCUGGGGAGGGCUCAUUCCUCCGAGACCCUCGUGCCCUCUUCCAUAACCAUGUCUUCUCUGAAAAGGAAAAUGGACUGCCUGGACCAGGGCUCCCUGCAGCCGCCCUAUUUUUCUGCUACAAACUUACUUGUCUCCUCUACCUCAGAGAACAGUGCUAAAAAACUGAGAACUGACAGUGACUCCCACCUGACCCAGAUGGACUGUUCCACAGAUCUGGUGUCCCACGAGCAGAAGCUGUCGGAGAGCCUGGACACUGCCCUGACCUCGGCCCUCAGCUCCAUGCCCUCCUUCACGGCCAAGCUGAUGAAGAGCCAGCAGCAGCCAAGUGAGGGAGGCUGCAGCAGCUCCUGGAGCGUGGGCACAGUCCUUGAGCACGGCAGGAGCAGCCAGACCCAGGGAUGCUCUUCCUGCGGCAAAACUUUCUCCUCCUACUUCAAACCGGAGCCCAUUUACCAGCUGCCCUGCGGGCACCUCGUGUGCCGGCCCUGCCUGGCCGAGCGGCAGAAGGCGCCGUCCCCCAUCCAGUGCGGGAGCUGCAAGAGGUCGGCAGCCACCCAGGACGUCAGGAGGGUUCACUUCUGACCCCCGGGCUGCCGGGAGGAUGAGGACGAGGAGCUGCUGCCGUUCCCCGUGGAUCCGCCGGAGCAUCAGCGACCCGCAGGAGGAGCCGGAGAGCGGAGAGGACUCGGUGUUGUGCUUGCGGAGUAGCGGGGGGUGGGCGGGUGGGGGGUUAGAGCACCGCGCCGGAGGAUAACAAAAGCCAUAGCUUCUUUAUCGAGGAACGUGUAUUUAUACAGGACUGAUCUCCACCCGCCCUCCCACCACCUCCCCGUGGCUCAGUGGUUUAGCUUUAGGUGCCUUUCGGACCGCGAGUGCAGCUUCCCUGGGAGCUCAGACCACACCUCUGACGAGCAGCCCCCUUCGGUUGUGGAGCAGGAAAAGUCCUUGUGAGCGACAACACACAGAAGCUCCCUGACUUCCCCCCCCCUCCUCCGCACCUCACCUUCUCCUCCCAGAGCACAUCCUUCAUCCUGGAAUCCUCCUCCAUCCCCGAAUCCAGCGGUAAGAGGCCGUGGUUAAGGUAUGAGGAGCUGGCAGUGAUCUCACCCCUGCUCACACCAACUCUUGUAGAAAAGCCAUCCCAUCCCACCCGAAGUCCCUCUCGGUUUAUGUCGUGUGACCAGACCAGCUCCAGGCUGGCUGAUAGACAUUUAAGCCUUAAUAAAAUGUUUAAAGUCA